AUGACUAGCAGGUCCAGAAGAAGUCAACCCGUUACUCGCGAUUUUCCAUGGUAUUCUUUUCCACUAAAUGUUGCACCUGAGACACAUGCGCGUUCGACUGUUAAGCUUGACUUACUCAAGAAAAGAAAGGUGCAUGUUCCAGCUGAGGUUGAUUGGCACUGGAUUGGAAAUUCGGGUUUGAUGGAGGCUAUGGAACCUUACCUUAAAAAGGUAUUUAAUGGAGUUCAUGGACAGUUUAUGUGUUUGGGUUGGAGACGCAUUUUUGAGAUUCAAGAGGUGGUUUACAAGGAGUUGGUGUAUGAGUUUCUUGCCAUAGUAUCUUUCGCAAGAAAAGACGGGAUAUAUGCGGAUGAUAAUCUUACUUUUUGCCUUGGAGGGGAAAGGCGUUCCUUAAGCAUAGCUGAUUUUGCACUACGGGUUGGCAUCUACCUUCCAGCUGAAGUCCAUACACCAUUGUACCAACAAUUUAUAGCAGCCUCCAUUAGGAACAUCGAAGGGUUCAAAGCAGAGGACCAUUGGCAUUCUAUUGCUAAUGGGGUUUACCACAAGGGAGAGGGAUAA
This is a messenger RNA of Lactuca virosa, 561 nucleotides long. The record is from the annotation of a GenBank genome assembly. NCBI's taxonomy places the organism in Eukaryota, Viridiplantae, Streptophyta, Magnoliopsida, Asterales, Asteraceae.